Molecule: messenger RNA, 1623 nt
Organism: Entrophospora candida
Lineage: Eukaryota; Fungi; Glomeromycota; Glomeromycetes; Entrophosporales; Entrophosporaceae
Source: the annotation of a GenBank genome assembly
AUGAUGACUGCUGAAUUUGACACAGGUCAAUUAACACCGUCGCCACCACCACAAUCAAAUGGACACAGCGAUCCUAGAUCACAACUUGAAACAACACUUGAAUCUUUAAUUAAUAGAUUAUGGGACAUAACAGUAAAACUCAAUGAAUAUGACAAUCACCAGAAUAAACAGUCAUUAACGAACUCAUUAGUGGAUCUUGCAACAUUAUACGAAAAGGUAAAUACACUUCAAGAAAAAAUCAAACAAAUAGAUGUACCUAUAGAUGUAAUAGAUUCUAUUGAUGAAGGUAAAAAUCCAGAUAUUUAUAUGAGAGAUUACGUUGAAGAAGUUAUGGUUGAGCACAUGUCCGUGAUAAAUAAAAAUAAUGCUGUGAUGGGUUAUGGCUCAGAAAAUUAUGGUAAAAAACCAAUGAAUCAAUCACAAGAGAGGACCGGUGUUAAAAGAACUUUGAUAUCUGAUAUUAAUGCUAGUCGUACUGGUGAAACAGUAAACAUUCGAGCUAGAGUACAAACCUCAAGACCAACCAGUUCAAAACUUGCAUUCUUUGUUUUUAGACAACAAAAUGCUACAAUUCAAGGUGUUUUAACUGUCGAUGAAAAAGAUGUGAGCAAAGGAUUCGUUAAGUUUGCUUCCAAUCGUGUUGCAUUAGAUACACGAUUAAAUCAUCGUAUAGUUGACCUUCGUACAAUAACAAAUAAUGCAAUUUUCCGAAUUCAAUCUGGAGUUUGUCAAUUAUUUCGUGAUUUUCUUUUAUCAAAGAAUUUUAUCGAGAUUCAUACACCAAAAAUAAUUAGUGCGGCUAGUGAAGGUGGUGCAAAUUUAUUCACAGUGAAAUAUUUCAAAGCAUACCUUGCACAAUCACCACAAUUAUAUAAGCAAAUGUGUAUAUGUUCAGAUUUUGAGAGGGUAUUCGAGAUAGCACCUGUUUUCCGAGCAGAGAAUGCAAACACUCAUCGACAUAUGACAGAAUUUGUUGGACUUGAUUUAGAGAUGGCUUUUGAAGAACAUUAUCAUGAAGUACUUGAUAUCCUAGAUGAAUUAUUUGUCUAUAUUUUUGACGGAUUGAAAACACGAUAUAAAUCGGAAAUCGAAGCCAUUAAAAAACAGUUUCCUUCGACCGAUUUUGAAUAUAAUUCACAGAAAAGCUUAAGAUUGGAAUAUAAAGAUAUUGUUAGUUUGUUAAGAGAAAAUGGGAUUGAAAUAGGUGAUUAUGAAGAUUUGAGUACUGAAAAAGAAAAACUUCUUGGUAAAUUGAUUAAAGAAAAGUACAAAACAGAUUUUUACAUAGUUGACAAAUUUCCAUUGGAAGUUCGUCCAUUUUACACAAUGCCAGAUCCUAACAACAAGCUCUAUUCAAAUUCAUACGAUUUUUUUAUGCGUGGACAAGAAAUCCUUUCAGGAUCACAACGUAUUCACGAUCAUAUAUUUUUGGAGGAGCGUGCUAAAGAACAUGGCGUUAAUCUUGCUACAAUACAAUCAUACAUUGAUUCGUUUAAAAGGGCAGCUCCGCCUCAUGCAGGUGGUGGUAUAGGAUUAGAACGUGUCGUUAUGUUAUAUUUGAAUUUAGAUGAUAUAAGAAGAAGUUCAUUGUUCCCUCGUGAUCCAAAACGUCUUGAACCUUAA